UGGAUAAAUUUAUCAUAUUUUUAUAUUUCAGUGAAAAUGUUGGUUAUCCCACUCCUCUUUCUAUUGGUGGCUGGUGUCUUCUCAGAUAGCAGUUUAGAUCUCACAGAUGCAUCCUUUGAUGGAGAAUUAGAGAAGGUAGAGACAGCACUUGUCAUGUUUUAUGCACCCUGGUGUGGACACUGUAAGAGGUUAAAGCCGGAGUUUGAGAAAUCUGCUGGGGAUCUGAUUAAAAAUGAUCCUCCAGUCACAUUGGCUAAAGUGGAUUGUACAGAGGCUGGUAAGGAAGUCUGUAAUAGGUUUGAGGUUAGAGGUUAUCCCACCCUCAAGAUUUUCAGAAAUGGAGAACUGAGUAGCGACUACAAUGGUCCGCGUGAAGCCGCCGGAAUUACCAAGUUUAUGAAAGCGCAGGUUGGACCUGCCUCCAAAGUGCUCAAGGAUGCCGAGGAUGCAAACAAAAUAUUGAACAAGGACGAAGUGGUCGUCUUCUUCCUAGGAGACGAUUCAUCAGACCUCGGCAAAACCUUUGGCAAGGUAUCAGCCAAGCUGAGAGAAUCCGUUGCGUUUGCCAACUCUGAUGCUAGCGUUGUUGCUGAAACUCUUGGACAACCACUUGGAUCUGUUGUUCUAGUGAGGCCUAAGCACUUGCAGUCAAAACUUGAGCCAAGUCAGGUUGUUUAUUCUGGAUCUGAGACUGAUAAAACUGCUCUAGAGGCUUUCAUCUCCAAGAACUACCAUGGAUUGGUUGGGCACAGAACUGCUGAUAAUGCCAAGGAUUUUACUGGUGCUACCAUUAUUGCCUACUACGGGGUCGAUUACGUUAAGAACGUUAAGGGAACAAACUACUGGAGAAACAGGAUUGCCAAGGUUUGCAAGGAGUUCCCUGAGUUUAGUUGCGCUGUGUCGAAUAAGGACGACUUCCAGCAAGAACUCUCAGAAUUCGGAUACGAUUAUGUCAGUGGAGCUACUCCUGUAAUUGCUGCUAGAAACGCCGCUGGUUUAAAAUUCAAGAUGAAUGAAGAAUUUACCAUUGACUCUUUCUCUUCUUUUCUUACUGAUCUAGAAGCUGGAGAAUUAGAGCCAUACCUCAAAUCUGAACCUCUGCCCGACAACGAGGGUAAAGGAGUAAAGGUUGCUGUUGCCAAGAACUUUGACGAACUGGUGACAAAGAGCACUAAAGACGUUUUAGUUGAAUUCUAUGCCCCCUGGUGCGGACAUUGCAAGAAGCUUACUCCUAUCUAUGAUGAGCUAGGAGAGAAAAUGAUGGAUGAAGAUGUUGAGAUUGUUAAGAUGGAUGCUACAGCUAAUGAUGUUCCUCCACAGUUUAAUGUCCGUGGGUUCCCUACCCUGUACUGGUUGCCCAAGGGAAGCAAGCAACCUAAAUCCUAUGAGGGAGGACGGGAACUUGACGAUUUUGUUAAAUACAUUGCAGAGAACGCAUCAGAUGAGCUUAAAAGCUUUGAUCGAAAGGGAAAAGCAAAGAAGUCCGAGUUAUAAAGUGUGAAAAAAAUAAUCAAUGCCUAAGACUAGAACCACAAACAAGACACGGACAAAAAUGAUUAAUCUGUUACAUCUGGCUUGGUUAGGUUUAAAAAUUCGGGAUGUCUUAAUAGCGUACAUAAACCUUCCCCAAACUCACUUUAAUUGUUUCUGAAUCUCUAGAUUAUUUUGCAAGUCGAAACUUUUUACUUUACUGAGAAAAUAACUUGGAAAAUAUUUCGACGCACACUCUUGAUGAUAAAUUAACUUUUUGUAAUCUAAAGAUUUAGGGUAUAAAAGGAUUUUUGGUGAGUCACCGGCAUAUUUACGAUUAUGACGGGUUAUGGUUCUGCUAAUCAAAAAUUUAUGGAAAGCAUAUUACUGCGUUAUUUAAUCUUUUUCAGUUCUACAGACUAUAAGCUAUGGGUUAUCGGGUUACACAGUGAGAUGUCUGGGGUAUUAUUUAUGUACAUUUGAAAGACUAUUUCAGAAUUUCAGCAUUUAUUUUUUCAUGUUUUCCUUUUGGUCACCUUUUACCCUAAUGCUAGUUCGACCUUAAAGCAACUAUUACUAUCAAUAAUAGGCUAAAGAUUUAUUUUGGUGUUGUUCACAAAUAUAAAACUGAAACUUCUCUCUGGGGUGCAGUGUGACAAGUAUUAUCAAUUUCCGGGGUUCUUAUAUCUUCAAAUCAAUCCUGAAGAACGUUUCUUCUUUCCUGUGAUAUAAUCCUCCCAUACAAUUAUUUGUUUCAGCCGUUACGUAUUUUUAAUAUGGCGGAAAUAUAUUUUUACCCAGAUUGAAACCAUAGUAACAAAUGUAUUGCUUGUGAUUAUGAAUAUCUGUCAACUCGUUUACAGUUUUCCUGUGUGAUAACAAUCUUGUGAAUAUCUGAAUUUUGUUUACUUUGAUCUUUUGAUAAAUUUUCCGAUAGUGGAA
Eurytemora carolleeae is the source of this 2412-nucleotide messenger RNA. RefSeq names its product protein disulfide-isomerase A3. Gene Ontology annotation, cellular component: endoplasmic reticulum. The transcript is spliced from 13 exons. The record is from RefSeq and is a predicted model, not a curated record. Gene Ontology annotation, molecular function: protein disulfide isomerase activity. Lineage: Eukaryota; Metazoa; Arthropoda; Copepoda; Calanoida; Temoridae. Bases 37 to 1494 code for a protein of 485 amino acids. Gene Ontology annotation, biological process: protein folding; response to endoplasmic reticulum stress.